This is a messenger RNA of Prorocentrum cordatum, 1239 nucleotides long. The record is from the annotation of a GenBank genome assembly. Lineage: Eukaryota; Dinophyceae; Prorocentrales; Prorocentraceae.
CGCGCUUAUCCGGCACCUGAAGACAAGGGGGUGCGUUUCGUGGAGUUCAGCCAGUGGCGGCGCGAGGUGAUUCAACCGAUGUCUCUGGAUUGCCCUGCGUGUGACGUUCAGGCUCAAAGCUUAGAGGCGCUGCGAGAGCAUAUUUGCUUGCGUCAGCAUGGCCCCGCUCGGGUUCGCUUCAUUCGCGACUCAGAGAACGUCGGCGGCAAGGCUCAGGGGCGCACCAGCACAGAUGUCGUGGAAAGUGACCAGCGCGGCGGUCGCAGCCUCAGGUGGAUCGCAGCGAGGAUUUGCACCCGCUGGCUUAGGCGGAGACGCAGCACCACCAGCGGCGAAAGGCCAGGGCGCGAUGGGCAAGGGCGCGCCGCAGAAUUUCAACAGGGUCACGCGCGGCGCUAGAGCACCCGGAAAGGUCGACGUCGAUUUGGUGGACGCGGUGAUCUCGUUGCAGAAUCUGGGGCUGAGGACAGAACCAAAAGUCUCGCGAGUGCGAGCACUUGCUGGGCGUGUUCUACCUGGUCCCGAAAUCGAGCAUGGUGGCACUGAAGGUCGUGCAGGGAGGCCAGGACUACAUCGCGGCUGUGGCGACCAGGGGGGCGAGGGCCUCGUCUUCAGCUACGAGAGCGGGCCGAAGUUCGUGAAGGAGAUAUCCAGCAUGAUCAAAGGAAAGGAGGCGCACAGCGAGGAUGGCGCGGAGGACAAGGACAUCCAGGCAACGCGAACGUCAACAUCAACCCGAUGCCAGACGUGGCGAUGCUGAUCGAGCGAUUGAAGGCGCACUUGGAGGGCGACAUCCUGCCCCUCGGCUCCUUGACGGGGGUGAUCAUGAAUGCGCUCGAGGCGGCGGGCGCGGUCGCCGGAGAGGCUCCAGAGCCCAGGGGCGAAUUCGCCAGGGUCGUGGAGCGGCAGUUGCGCGGGCCUGAGCAGCAGAAGUAGUAGGAAGAGAGGCUGCCAGCAACAUCUUCCGCCUUGAACGGCUACGGACUACGGCAGCAAGUGGCAGUAUCCAUGCACAGCGUAGUUACGCAUUGCACUGCAAGUGAGAGCGCACCGUUCGGGGGGGGACUGCGCCUGUUGGCUGGCAGGUCCCACCCCAAGGCGUGAAAUCCCCUGUGCCGACGUUACGGGCACCGCAGGACCGCUCCGACGGCUGGCAAAUGCCAAGUGAGGCGAUUUGGCCUUCGGAGGUGCAGCAGAGGAUGCCCCCGAAACGAAUAUCAUAUCACCAUAUCAUAUCAG